This is a messenger RNA of Halteromyces radiatus, 1274 nucleotides long. RefSeq lists its product as uncharacterized. NCBI's taxonomy places the organism in Eukaryota, Fungi, Mucoromycota, Mucoromycetes, Mucorales, Cunninghamellaceae. The record is from RefSeq and is a predicted model, not a curated record. Bases 72 to 1118 code for a protein of 348 amino acids. The transcript is spliced from 2 exons.
UUUUUUUCCUCUUGUUCUUAGAUCUUUAAAUUUUCUCUUCUUAUAUACUCCUUUUUUCUUUUUAUUAUUAUAUGGAUACUACUACCUCUACAACAAAAAAUAUUGGUAAAGGUCCUAUCUUUGUAACAGGUGCUGAUGGUGAUAAAGGCAUUGCUAUCGUUCAACAAUUAGUCAAUCUUCCCAGUCAACAUAAACAUCUUCCUGAAUAUCCUGUUUAUGGUGGUUUAGCUGAUGCAACUACUACUCGUGCUCAAACUUUGGAAAAAAUAGGUGCCAAAGUUGUUGCUUUUGAUAUCUUUAGUGAACCCCAUAAAGCAACUGAAGCUCUACAAGGUGUGGCCAAGUUAUGUUUACUGAUUGAUCCUCUUAAUGAUCGAAUGACUCGAAACAAUGUCCUUCAAUUUGGAAAAACUUUCAUUGAUGCAGCCAAAGAAGCUAAUGUCAAUCAUAUUAUAUUUUUAUCUCCCUUUUCACCCAAAGAUCCGUCUCCUUUGCUGAAUGAUGACGUUGAUGACGACAACAACAAUAAUAAUAUGUGUCUUCAUAGGCCUUCAUUCUAUUAUCAAUUCAUGUGUAUUGAAUCUUAUUUGUUACAACAAUUAGAUCAAGAUCGUGUGACCAUUCUACGUUAUCCUGGUAUCCUGCAUCAACAUCUUAUGGUAUUCCGUCAUUAUGUUGCCGAACAUGACGCUUUUCCUUUAUUGGAUUUGGAUUAUACAGUGGAAUCAUGCAACUUGACCGAUAUCGCACGUGCUACGGGGUAUAUUGCCCAUUCGCCUACACCACGACAUGCUGGAGAUAUCUAUAAGAUUACUGGACCACAAUUAUUGACUCUUCAUGAAGUUAGUCAACGUAUGUUCUCUGGAUUACAACGCAAUCAUGCUGUGAAUCGAAUGGACUUGACAACUUUACGACAAAUUCUUUAUGAUAGUGUUCGGAACGAUGAUCAUGUUGGAUUCUUGUUGGAAAUGUGGGGAUUACAACAAAAGAAACGCCGGUUUGAAAUCACUCGCGAUUUGGAACUCUUGACUGGAAAAAGCGGGAUUUUGUUGAAAGAAUUCUUUGAAGAUGAUCAAGUUCGUGACUCGUUCAAGAAAUCAAAUCCUUCCAUUGCCUAAAUGAACUUUGGCUCAAUCUUUCUUUGUGGUUUCCCUUUUUAGUAUAUCCAUUCAUUCUUUUACUUUUUUUUUUCUUUGUUUGCACAUAUCUUUAUCUCUUCCUUUUGUACAUAUUUUUAAUUCAAUAAAAAUCCAUCUUUGUCUUUUUUUUUUAUA